AAACAACUUGCGGUCUUUAGAGACAUAAAAAUCCCAGUGAACUUUGGAAACGUUGCUUCUGCGAUCGGGUCAUCCGUUAAUCAACUUCGUCUGAGUAGCUAAAUCAACUCUCCUGUCAGCACCUUGAACACCGUCUUUGACCUGACAAUACUUAGCAGCCUCACCUUUAUCUCAAUUUUGCACUGAAAGCGCAUGAUGUUUUCGAAGUCUAAAGAAGGCGAGGGGCCAGGUGUCCAUGACCCGGAGAAGCAUGUUGCAUUCGAGGAUGGCAAGCCCGAAGAUAGCCACGUGGAGAACAUUCGUCAAUCCCAAAUCCACUAUGAUCUAGAUCCUGCCUUGAGUAAACGCCUAGACCGCAAGUUCGAUUUCCACAUUAUCCCUUGGCUUUUCGGAAUUUGGCUUUUCGCAUUCAUCGACAGGAGCAAUAUUGGGAACGCCAAGAUUGACGGCCUCUUGGAAGACCUCGAAAUGGUUACCGGCACGAAGUUCAACGUUGCACUGUUGGUUUUCUAUAUCCCUUACAUUCUAGUUGAUGUUCCAAGUAAUUGGAUCGUGAAAACGAUCCGAGCCGGCGUCUAUCUACCAACUCUCAUCACCUGCUGGGGCAUCGUAAGCACGUUUCUGGGUUUCACGAAAUCCUUCGCCGGCCUUGUGGUCUGUCGACUGCUUCUUGGACUCUUUGAGGGCGGUCUACUUGGAGGUAUCGUUGUGUAUCUGGCCAUGUUCUACCGUCGACAUCAAAUGCUGUAUCGCAUCGGCUUGUUCUAUUGUGCAGCCCCCUUAUCCGGCGCUUUUGGAGGUUUGCUAGCCACGGGAUUGGCAACGAUACGGCGCGGCGGCUACAACAGGUGGCCUUGGAUUUUCUUUGUUGAGGGUGCAAUUACAACAGUCUUCGGCAUGAUCUGCUUCUUCUUCAUGCCAAGCACUCCAGCUGAUGCGAACUUCCUCACAACGGAUGAACGUACACAGGCAAUGAGGAGAUUGAGAGAAGACUCACAUGGGGCUACGAAUGUCGAAGAUGUCAACGAUGAGCACUUUAGCUGGCACUGGGUGAAGAUGGCGGUGCUCGCGCCGCAGACAUAUUUCUGCACUUUAGCAUGGAUAUUUCUUCUCAUCCCACUUUACAGCUUCUCACUAUUUCUGCCGUCGAUCAUCCAGGGCCUCGGAUAUCGCGACACCACUCAGAUCCAGCUUCUCACCGUCCCACCCAACAUCGCCGCUUUUCUUGUCGUCCUCGCCACGUCUGCGCUUUCUGACAAGAUCAAGGCACGAGGUCCGAUUAUGGCUAUUGGGAGUAUGGUAGCUCUGUGCGGAUAUACUAUGAUUCUUGCCUCGAAAUCAAGCAAUGUUCGCUAUGGGGGUACGUUCCUCAUUGCGACAGGAGUUUUCCCUGGAAGUGCGAUGAUCAUGGGAUGGCUAUCCAACAAUUUGGCACCUCACUACGUCCGCGCCACUGGGGUUGGAUUAUUGAUAGGCUUGGCAAAUACGUCUGCUUUUCCAGCUACAUUCAUCUAUUUGCAGAAGGAUGCUCCGGAUUAUGUUCUGGGUCACUCAGUCUGCAUAGGUUCCUUAGUCCUCUGCUGCGUUACGGUCUCUCUACAGAUGCUCUAUUGUCGAUGGGAAAAUUCGAAGCGCGAGCGAGGAGAUCGAGACGAACGACUGCGAGGGAACAAGGUUCACCUGCUUGGACAUCGACACCCUGCUUAUCGGUAUACCCUGUGA
Molecule: messenger RNA, 1722 nt
Organism: Colletotrichum godetiae
Lineage: Eukaryota; Fungi; Ascomycota; Sordariomycetes; Glomerellales; Glomerellaceae
Product: major facilitator superfamily domain-containing protein
Exons: 6
Coding region: 193-1722 (509 amino acids)
Biological process (GO): transmembrane transport
Cellular component (GO): membrane
Molecular function (GO): transmembrane transporter activity
Source: RefSeq, a predicted model, not a curated record